This is a messenger RNA of Aplosporella prunicola CBS 121167, 2022 nucleotides long. RefSeq lists its product as uncharacterized. The coding region runs from base 1 to 2022 and encodes 673 amino acids. Gene Ontology annotation, cellular component: trans-Golgi network. NCBI's taxonomy places the organism in Eukaryota, Fungi, Ascomycota, Dothideomycetes, Botryosphaeriales, Aplosporellaceae. The transcript has 4 exons. Gene Ontology annotation, molecular function: ubiquitin binding; phosphatidylinositol binding. Gene Ontology annotation, biological process: protein transport to vacuole involved in ubiquitin-dependent protein catabolic process via the multivesicular body sorting pathway; Golgi to vacuole transport; Golgi to endosome transport. The record is from RefSeq and is a predicted model, not a curated record.
AUGGCUACGCGGGACCGCUUCGGCGGUUUCGCCGAGCCCUCCAUGACCCCAUUGCAGCGCUACAUCAUGAAUGCCUGCGAUCCCCAGAACUUUGAGCCAAAUCUCGCCCUCAACAUCGAGAUUGCCGAGCUCAUCAAUCAGAAAAAGGGCAACGCUCCGCGCGAGGCCGCCAUGGCCAUCGUCUCCCACGUCAACUCGCGCAAUCCCAACAUCUCGAUGCUCGCCCUCAAUCUGCUCGACAUCUGCGUCAAGAACUGCGGCUACCCCUUCCACCUGCAGAUCAGCACAAAGGAGUUCCUCAACGAGCUGGUCCGCCGCUUCCCCGAGCGCCCGCCUGUUCAUGGCUCGCGCGUCAUGGCCAAGAUCCUCGAGCUGAUCGAGGAAUGGCGCUGCACCAUCUGCCAGACGUCACGCUACAAGGAGGACCUAGGCUUCAUCCGCGACAUGCACCGCCUGCUCAGCUACAAGGGCUACACCUUCCCCGCCGUCCGCCGCGAGGACGCCGCCGUGCUGAACCCGAGCGAUAACCUCAGGUCCGCCGAGGAAAUGGAGGAGGAGGAAAAGGCAGCCCAAUCCGCCAAGCUGCAGGAGCUCAUCCGGAGAGGCACCCCGCACGACCUGCAGGAAGCCAACCGGCUCAUGAAGAUCAUGGCCGGCUUCGACACGAGAAACAAGACCGACUACCGAGCCAAGGCUGCGGAGGAGGUUGGCAAGAUACAGCAAAAGGCCAAGCUGCUGGAGGACAUGCUGCAGAAGCAUCAAGCGGGCGAUAAGAUUCAAGAGGGAGACGUCUUCGAGGAACUUGCGAACGCGCUGGCGAGCGCGCAGCCUAAGAUCCAAAAGAUGUGCGAGGAGGAGUCUGACGAUCACGAGGCAGUGGCCAAGCUGUUCGAGAUCAAUGACAGCAUACACCGGACGCUCGAGAGGUACAAGCUGAUUAAAAAGGGCGACGUGGAAGGCGCGGCGAAGAUCCCGAAGGGCACUCUUGGUACCAGCGGUGCGGGCGUCUCGAGAGGCGCCAACAACGAGCUGUCGCUGAUCGACUUUGGUGGACCGGAAGAGGAGUCAGCGCCUGCUGCUGCCGCCCAGCCGGAAUCCAGCUCCAGCGCACCGGCACCCAAGGGCAACGCAUUGGAGGACGACCUGCUCGGCCUGAACCUCGGCGGCGACAGUUUCGGCGGCGGCAUCUCGCUGGGAAGUCCUGCGAACGGCUCGGCCAUGCAGCCGCAGCAGCCGGCGUCGCAAGAUCUGCUGCAGUCGGUGGGCGCGGCCCCGCAGCAGCAGCAGUCGACGACCCCCAAGCCCAACUACGACCCGUUCGGCGGCCUCGGCGGCUUCUCGAUACCCGCGCAAGCAACUCCGCCGCCGCAGCCCUCGAUGUUCACGCCUCCCCCGCAACAACUAGCCCAGCAGCCGCAGCCCGCGAAGCCCGCCGCCGAUCCGUUCGCGGCGCUCUCGUCGCCCGCUCUGCGCGGUGGCUCGCCCUUCCAGUUCCAGCAGUCGGCGCGGCCCGCGUCGGGCUCACUGUUCGACCUGGCGGGGUCGGGUGCCGCCACGCCCACGCCGCCGCUCGCAGCUCCUGCCGCUGUGGCCGCUCCUCCUCCUGCCCCCGCUGUUGCCGCCGCCAGCGACGACGACGAAUGGAGCUUUUCGUCGGCUUUGCCGAACCAGCCGCACACGCUGACGGCCAUCAACACGGCGAUUCGCGACGAGUUUACGGUUUCGCGCCAGUCGGACGAUGUGCUUCUCAUCCAGUCGCGCAUCUCGAACAACACGGCGCAGCCGAUUAGUGGGCUGGAGAUUCAGCUUGCAGUGCACAAGAGCUACCAGCUCCGCCUCGAGCCGCAGUCGGGCCUCACGCUGGCGCCGCACCAGCAGCAAGGCAUUGCGCAGACGGUGCGCCUGCUCGGGGUGCCGCGGGGCAGCGGGGCGGCGGUGCGCAUGCGCUGGAAGGCGACAUACCGGCUGGGCGGCGAGGCGCGCAGCGAAAUGGGCGAGAUUGCGAGCCUGGGCGUGUCAUGA